GAGUGAGAGUUACAGCAUCGUUGCCGUGGAGCAUUUUAUCAGUAGUUUUGCAAAAAAAAAAAAAAAAAACUUAUUGUGUUAAAAUAUUAAAAAAGAUGUUUGAGUUUAAAAAAAAAGAUUCUAAUUAAAAUUGCGUGCGUGUGCAUUGGUGCCGAGGCUAGGCUACGGCUCAGCCACAGCCACACUCUUCAUCCAGUGGCCCCAAGUCAGCCAGCUGCCCUCCCUCGUCAUCUUCAAGCCAUCAUGGGCACAACAUAAGCGCCUGCAGGCUUUCCACACAUCAUGGGUUGCUGCCUCUGUAAAAGUCACAAAGACGUCCACUAUCCUGUGACGGCGCUCCACGAGGGUCAUCCUGCACCCUCCGGCAAGGAUGAGCAGGCACCAUCAAACGACAGAGGGGCAGAUAAAAGCAACCACUACAGCAUUGGCGAGCUGGCCACGUCCUCUCUGUUAGGUCUGGUGGCCACGAUAAAGGAGCACAUCACCAAGCCCACGGCAAUGGCUCAGGGGCGAGUGGCUCACCUGAUCGAGUGGAAGGGCUGGGGAGGCGGCGGGGAGGCUGGACCAGGCGGCGGCGGCGGGGGCUGGAGCGGAGGCUGGUCACGAGGACGCGGAAGCUGGGGGCCCCAGGAAGAUGAACAAUUUUACUCCCAAAUGACAGAUGAGAUCAAGGAAGCGCGCUUUGCUGCUGGCGUAGCAGAACAAUUUGCCUUGGCCGAGGCGGCCAUGAGUGUUUGGCCCGUGAACGACUGCUUUGAGCAACUUUCGAGCAGCUUGCAAGGAGCACAGAGGAGCCACCUGUUGUCUUGUUUCCUGCUGGACGACGGCGGCGUCAGCGUGCCCCAGUACCUGCACAACCUCUGCGCUCAGGCGCAGGCCGACUGCCAGCUCAGCGACCUGGUCGCUCCCCAACCACCGCCAGUAGCCUCCAUUAGACAGCAGGAGAGGAAUUCUCCAAGCGAGGACAAACACAGUGCGGUCAGCGCAGAGGCGGCCGUCAGACACAUAGACAGCAGCUCGCUGUCCGAGGACGAUGUGUUUUAUAACUAAACACCAUCGCAUUACAACUGCAGCGGUGCCUUGCGAUACGAGAUCCUCACUUCACAACAAGCAGCAGUUUGGCAGAUGGUGAACAAUCCUUUAAAGGAAGAGGCUUCAAACUGUUAAAUGUCAUUCCCAGUCCAGGUUUACUGACAAACUAAACAUAGUACAUACACAUGUGUUGAAAAAAAAAUGUUGUAGCUUUGCCUUUGGAAAGUUCACUUAGCCUAAUGGUAAACAAUGCAAAAUGCCAUUUACAGGCUAAUGAAUCAGCGGCACAGUGUUUUACCCUUUAAGCUGUAGAUAUUUGACCACAGACGCUGUGGCAACACAAUGAAGACAGACAAUUUGAUACGCACAGGUAUAUAUUCUUUAUCCUCUUCAAAGAAUGAGUAAUACUGGUGCAUCAUGGUAAAUCUGAAUAGUGUCAAAAACUUUGGUAGUUCAUUUAAAAAAGUAAAGAUGCACUAUGCACAGUCAUUAAUAUGUAUAAUUCUGGUUAUAGCUUUGAGACUCCCCCGAAAAAAUAAUUGCUAGAAACUAGAAUAUUAUCCAACAAUCAAGAAACAGUAUUUUUUUUCCAUGUAGAAACUAGGCAGGAAUUUGCCCACGUAAAAUUAUUUUCCCCAAGUGUUGAAUCAAUCUGUAUAAUGUUUGAGUACUGAAAUAAAUGGACUUUUCUACCAAAC
Molecule: messenger RNA, 1730 nt
Organism: Syngnathoides biaculeatus (alligator pipefish)
Lineage: Eukaryota; Metazoa; Chordata; Actinopteri; Syngnathiformes; Syngnathidae
Gene: fam131c
Product: family with sequence similarity 131 member C
Exons: 7
Coding region: 283-1050 (255 amino acids)
Source: RefSeq, a predicted model, not a curated record